AUGCAAAAGAGCGAAAUAGCCUCUAAAACCAAAGCUUUACAGAAUGUCGACGAUCCCAGAUUGAAAAUUCCAAUUGAUUUAAAAAAUCUUUUAGACAGUGAAACAUUCAGUGACAUAAUAAUUAUCUCUUCAUGUGGAAAGAAGUUUCAAGUGCACAAAAAUAUAUUAGCAGCUCGUAGCACAGUUUUUUCAGCAAUGUUAGAGAACAAUAUGAAAGAGGCAACUGAAAAUUUGGUAGAAAUAACAGAUAUAGAUGCGGAAACUUUAGAAGAAUUACUGCUUUUUAUCUACUCUGGAAAGGUAAAGAAUAUUGAAAGAGCAGCAAUAGAUCUACUAGCAGCAUCUGAUAAAUAUGCAAUCGAAGACCUGAAGAUUAUGUGUGAAAAAGUUCUUGAUGCCACUAUUGGUUUUGACAAUGCAGUUGAUGUUUUCGUCCUUGCUGAUUUGCAUCAUGCUGAUUUAUUGAAACAAAAGGCUUUAAGCUUCAUCACAAAGCAUUUGAAGAUCGUCAUGGAAACACCAGCUUUUAAGGCUUUGAUGAAUGGAACACAGCCACACCUAUCCGAGAUACUCACAGCUAUAUCCAAAACUAAAUGA
Nasonia vitripennis (jewel wasp) is the source of this 597-nucleotide messenger RNA. RefSeq names its product speckle-type POZ protein-like. Lineage: Eukaryota; Metazoa; Arthropoda; Insecta; Hymenoptera; Pteromalidae. Gene Ontology annotation, cellular component: nucleus; cytoplasm. Gene Ontology annotation, molecular function: ubiquitin protein ligase binding. The record is from RefSeq and is a predicted model, not a curated record. Gene Ontology annotation, biological process: proteasome-mediated ubiquitin-dependent protein catabolic process; regulation of proteolysis. Bases 1 to 597 code for a protein of 198 amino acids. The transcript has a single exon.